CCAACCUCAUCAUCAAUCACCUCCACUAAAGAAACACAAGCUGGUGGAGCCCUCCAAGAACCUCCAGGAGAACAUCUGCCCUCGUCACGAUAAGAUGAUGGACAUGUUCUGCCGCACUGAUCAGCAGUGUAUCUGUUAUCUCUGCUCUGUGUACGAACAUAAAGACCACGACACAGUCUCAGCUGUAGCAGAAAGGACGCAGAAGCAGAGAGAGCUGGAUCUGAGUGUAGAAGAAGUCCAGCAGAGACUCCAGGACAGAGACAAAGACGUGAAGGUGCUUCAACAGGAGGUGGAGGCUCUCACUCUCUCUGCUGAUAAAGCUGUGGAGGACACGGACGAAAUCUUCACCGAGAUGAUGCAUCUCCUGCAGAGGAGAAGCUCUGACGUGAAGCAGCAGAUCAGAUACAAGCAGGAAACUGAGGUGAGUCGAGUCGGAGGCGUUCAGAAGAAGCUUCAGCAGGAGAUUGCUGCGCUGAGGAAGAGAGAAGCUGAACUGAAGCAGCUCUCACUCACACACGAUCGCACCCAGUUUCUCCUCAACUACCGCUCACUUUCCGCACUCAGUCCAUCUACACACUCGUCCACCCUCAACGUCCGUCCUCUGAGACACUUUGAGGACAUGACAGCGGCUGUGGCAAAGGUCAGAGGUCAACUGCGGGACGUCCUGACCCAGAUGUGGACAAACAUCUCAGUGGCUGUGACUGAAGGAGAUGUUUCACUGACAGAACCAGAACCAAAGACUGAAUUCUUCCGAUAUUCACAGGAAAUCACACUGGAUCCUAACACAGUAAACAAUUGGAUGUUAUUAUCUGAGGGGAAUCGAAAAGUGACAGUAACGUAUGAAGAUCAGUCUUAUUCUCAUCACACAGACAGAUUCACUGUGUGUCAGGUCAUGAGUCAAGAGAGUCUGACUGGACGUUGUUACUGGGAGGUGGAGUGGACAGGAAGAGAAGUUCAUGUGGCUGUGACGUACAAGGACAUCAGCAGAUCAGGGAGUGUAUUUGGAUUCAAUGAAAGAGGAUUUGGACACAAUGACAAGUCUUGGGCUUUAGUUUGUGACCAAAACUGUUGCAAGUUUGUUCACAACAGUAUCCGGACUAACGUCUCAGAUGGUUCAACCUCCAGAGUAGGAGUUUACUUGGACCACAAAGCAGGUCUUCUGUCCUUCUACAGAGUCUCUGACACCAUGACUCUCCUCCACAGAGUCCAGACCACGUUCACUCAGCCUGUCUAUGCUGGAGUUAGUUUUUAUUAUUCUUCACCUGGAGACACGGCCGAGUUCUGUAAACUCGAAUAGACAUCGAGCUCUUUCAGGAGCAGUGAGUUAAACUCUGUGUUCGAAUCUUUAACUUCUCUGCUCUCAUUGCAAUGACAACAGUAUGUUUAUGUUUAAAUUCCUCAAAUCCUGAGUGUUAAU
Molecule: messenger RNA, 1417 nt
Organism: Solea senegalensis (Senegalese sole)
Lineage: Eukaryota; Metazoa; Chordata; Actinopteri; Pleuronectiformes; Soleidae
Product: tripartite motif-containing protein 16-like
Exons: 1
Coding region: 95-1297 (400 amino acids)
Molecular function (GO): protein binding; zinc ion binding
Source: RefSeq, a predicted model, not a curated record